Molecule: messenger RNA, 4670 nt
Organism: Metopolophium dirhodum (rose-grain aphid)
Lineage: Eukaryota; Metazoa; Arthropoda; Insecta; Hemiptera; Aphididae
Gene: coro
Product: coronin-1C
Exons: 9
Coding region: 641-2209 (522 amino acids)
Biological process (GO): actin filament organization
Molecular function (GO): actin filament binding
Source: RefSeq, a predicted model, not a curated record
CGCUCGGUGUCGCACGCCUGCCCCGUGCGUCGUUGAUUGUAAAUAAACCGGCGGACCGCGGACGACCCCCGGCCAUCCCAUCCAUCCGUCUCACCGAUUCAGUAGCCAGCCGUCGCGUUUCCAUUCGCAAACGCCAAAUAUGGUAGAGUGAUUCAGUGAUAUUAGACGGGGACCUUUUUUUUUUCCCUCCGAUUCACGGCCAGUUCGCCGCGCCGUUCAGCCGUUGUCCGCGCCGCUUAAUAUCGCCUUCUCCCCCCGCGCCGCGCUGUCGAGACGACGACGACGUUCCGGUUAUCUUGUCCGUCUGUAAUAUUUAUUUGAUUUUUUUUUUUCUCCGUCAGCGCACAUUUACACUAUAAUAAUUAUUAUUAAUUGUCGUGUGCGAUUCGGCUGAUCGACGAUAUCUCGCGAACUUUGGUACUUUUCAACAAAAUAAUACAUUAUUCCCGUCCGCUUAGCACACUCGCACCGCCGCCGCCGCCGCCGCCACACGCACACACUCGCGCGAUAUAAUAUACAUAUUAUAUAUUUGGCUGGACCGUCGGAGCUCCGUGAGCAGUUUCCGAGAUAACGCCGGGAAAAAAUAUCAAACAUACAGAUUAUACUCGGAAGAGAAAUUCCCGUUGCAUGAGUCACCGAGAUGUCUUUUAAAGUAAGAAGUAGUAAGUUUCGUCAUGUUUACGGCACAGCUCUAAAACGUGAAUAUUGUUAUGACAAUAUUCGAGUAUCCAAAUCUUCGUGGGAUUCCACAUUUUGUGCAGUGAAUCCUAAAUUUGUGGCCUGUAUUGUUGAAUCAGCUGGUGGAGGUGCUUUUAUUGUUUUACCUCUUUCAAAGACUGGUCGAUUACCCGCUGAUCAACCUGUAGUUGGUGGUCAUAAAGGUCCAGUGUUAGACAUUUCAUGGUGUCCGCAUAAUGAUAAUGUAAUUGCUAGCGGUUCUGAAGAUUGUGUGGUAAAGGUUUGGCAAAUUCCCGACGGUGGAAUUUCACGAACAUUAACUGAGUCAGUAGUAGAUUUAAUUUAUCACCAAAGGAGAGUUGGUCUGGUUUUAUGGCACCCAACAGCUCGAAAUAUUUUGUUAUCUGCUGGAUCUGAUAAUCAAGUAGUAAUCUGGAAUGUUGGUGUUGGUGAACCACUUAUUCAUAUCGAUUGCCACCCAGAUAUUGUAUUUAGUGCUUCAUGGAAUUUUGAUGGAUCACAAUUAUUGACAACAUGUAAAGAUAAAAAGCUUAGGCUUAUUAAUCCUAGAAGUGGGGAAAUUGAGCAGGAAGUAAUAUGUCAUGAAGGUAGCAAAGCAUCCCGAGGUAUAUUUUUAAAAGGCGGCCUUAUAUUUACAACUGGUUUUAGUAAACUUUCUGAAAGACAGUAUUCAUUGAGAUCUCCUGAAAAACUAGACGAUCCUAUUGUUAUGGUUGAAUUAGAUACAAGCAAUGGAGUUAUGUUUCCACUGUAUGAUCCUGAUACUAGUAUGAUUUACUUGUGUGGCAAGGGUGAUAGUGUUAUUCGAUAUUUUGAAAUUACUGCGGAGCAUCCAUUUGUCCAUUACAUUAAUACGUUCCAAACACCAGAUCCUCAACGAGGAAUUGGUAUGAUGCCGAAACGUGGUUGUGAUGUAUCCAUUUGUGAAAUAUCAAAGUUUUAUCGUUUAAAUAAUUCUGGACUCUGUCAAGCAAUCAGCAUGACUGUUCCAAGAAAGUCAGAGUUAUUUCAAGAAGAUUUAUACCCGGAUACUAUAGGAGAUAUUCCUGCAAUAGACGCUGAAGAUUGGUUUAAUGGUCAAGAUGCUGAACCUAUCCUGAUAUCGUUAAAAGAUUAUCAUCAGCCAACACGAUUGCCUACUGCUUCUGAAAUGAAGGUUGCUAAAAAGCCAAAUAUAUUAGAUAAACCAUCAGCGAAUAAAACAGUCAAGUCCAGUUCAAACAAUACAACCGCAGCACCACCUGUAGCUAAACCAUCAUUUAUUCAGCCACAGCAAUCAAUUCCAGAUGAUAUUGUGAAAGAAUUUAAAGAGGAAAUUCGGAAGUUAAAAGCCAUGAUCGUAAAACAUGAAAAUCGUAUUAGGGCUUUAGAAGCUCGAGCAGCUGAGGAUACUACUGAUACAGCCAAAGAUGGGGGCGAUUCUCUUGUUCUUAAAAAUAAUGACCAGAAUGAUGUGGAAACCAAAGAUAAUGAUACGGAACACGUGGAUACUAAUGAAGACGAUGACUAAUUGUAUGGUACAAACAUUUUUUUUUAACAAUUAUAAGGAACUUUGAGAUAAACUCGGUGUAUUCCGGUUAUAUUUGCUCUAUUUAUGACAACAUACAUUAUUUAAUUACAAAAUAACAUGCUCAAAGUGGUUACAAUUCUACUUUUCUCUAGUCUUCAGUGUGUGUUUUUAAAAAAAUUAUUAUCGAUAUAAUAUAUUAAGUUAUGUUCCUCUUUUUCCCUCAAUUUGUAAUUGUCCUUUAAUUUAUAAUGAGUUAUAUUAUUAUUUUUAUUCUUUCAGCACUUUUUAUUAACACACAGAGUUAAUUUGUUAAAUUCAUAUUGAAUAGUUUGAAUAGUUGUGCCCAACUAAAAAUAAUAUUAAUUAAAUUCUGUUUGUUUGGUUGAGUUGAUCAGCUACGCAUAAAUAUAAUUUUUUUUAAAUCUAGAUUAUUGGUUUUGGAACUUUCAAUUAUGUGGUUAUAAACAGUUAUGUUAAAUACAAAACAAUAUUAAAUUUCUAUCUGGAUCAUAUAAUUAAAAAUGUGCUUCCAAACAAAUUUAACUACUCCACGAAUCUCUAGUCCUUUAUUGAGCAUUACAAUAAAUAUUGGAUACAAUAUAUUAUUGCAAAUAAAUAAUUGCUGGUUUGAAUACAAAAAGUGUUACAUGAAACUAUAACAAUGUUUUGUGCUGAUAGAAUUUAAAAUGAUUUAUGUAACUUUAAUAAUAGAGACAAUUUUGACUGUAAAUUAUAAACAUUGUUUAAUUUAAAAAAAAAACCAUUUAUUUAUAAGAUAAUAUAACUAAGUGCUUGUAUAAAACAAAUUCUGAAAAAUUAUUGCAUUAAAUAUGAUACACUUAUUAAUUGUUUUUAAUAAGAAUUUUUUAUUAAAUUAAUAUAUAUUUUACAUUUAACAACGAAAUUUAAUUAUUUUGCUAUAGCUUAUAAUACAUUUGUUUAUUAUAAGAUAGUAACCCAAUUAUUAUUUUAGUUUUAAUUCUGCCAGUAAUAUAAUAUAAAAUACAAUAAUUAAAAAAUUAUUUGUAUGGAUAUCCCGAGUAUAGAUUGUUCUAUUGAAUUUUUAAACAUAAUAUAUUUAUUAAAAUAUCUAACAUUACUCAUAUCUAUUACCAACCAUUACAGUUAGAAAUCUUAAUAAAUAACUAUUAAAAUGUUUAAAUAUUAUUUGGUAAAAAAAUAAAAAAAUAAACAUUUACAUAAAGUCAUAACAAUAAUUUACAAUAUCAUUGGAAUGUUCUUGUAUUAAUUUACAUUUUUUUCGUCCUAUUAUGCAUUUAAUAUUUUUAAUUUUAUAAAUUGCAUUAUUAAUAAGUUAACAUUCAGACACAAUAUUAAUAUGUGGUACAAUUGUAGACUGUAGUUAUUGCAUACUAUUAUCAUGGAAAGUCUUAACAAAAAUUCACUUGUUAUUUAAAGCAUUAAUACAACAAUUUGUGUUGCAUUUUUUUUAUAAUAGAGUAUAUACCAAAUUAUUAAUUUUCUUUCAACAAAAUGCUUUGUAUUAAAAAAAAAAAAAAACAGUACAACUUUUUAUGAUGAACAGGGUGCUUAUGCGAAUUUGAAUAUAAAUAAAAUUACAUAUUUAUAAAAAAAAAACUCAAGUGCCAAUUUUAUAUAAUUUAACUUUCAUUAUUUCAAAUUUUGUAAUAAUCAGUUGUAUAAUACAAAUGCUCAACCUGUUUUGUGAUUCCCAUAAAUACUUCCAUGAAAAUGCAAUUAUUACUUCAGUAACUUUAUCUCAUAUAUCUUUUACCAUACUGAGCAUCACAUUAUUGUGUUAAGAUAAUUUCAGAGUUAAUGCGAUAGAAAUAAAACUGUAGCUUCUGUCAUUUAUAAUUUUUUUAAUUCAUAUGUAAAUAUAUUAUACUUUUUAAUACAUUUGUUAUCUAUUUUUAUACAUUUCUGUAAUACGUUUGUCAUUUGAAUGUAUUAUUAUUAUUAUUAUUAUUAUUAUUAUUAUUAUUACUAUUUAAACUAUUAGUUAAUGGCUAUUUAAAUGUCAUGCAACUUUAUAUACGAGUACAUCUGAACAAGGAUAAUGCGCUUUUUUUAAUCCAAAUAUUUUAACCAUAACUUCUUCCCUUACGUCUUACCUAUUGUCAACAGAUUGAAUUUAAAAUACCUUAAGUAUAGUUGAAAAGUAUUGUAUUUUGUUAUGAUAAUAAUAUACAUUGUAUUUUGUACUCUUUUCUUAUGUAUAACAUUAAACAUAUAUUAUAUUAUGUAUAUAUAUUAUACACCUGUUUGUAUAAUAUUAGAUUAAAUAAUUUUGUGUGUUGAUGUGUGUGAUCAGAUAAUGAACAGAGUGUAUUAAACUUUUUGAAAACAAAUUGUAAAACGGAUUGAAUUUUCACUAUUUAUUUAUUUGUAUUGUUUUGUUGAAUAUAUAAAUAUGUUCAGUGAUGUGCCAUUUACACACAGUAGUUGUGUAUUUUUUUGAUAAAUGACAAAUGAUAAU